UUAUCUAAAUUUAGCACAACUUGACGUGAUCGUUAUGCACUAAGAAAAGUAUUUAGAACUAUAAACUGGUUAAAUGUUUACAGUGUGUACCUGGAAUAGGUUACUGUUACAUGUAUACCUACGAAAGACUUUAUUGACAAAAAGUAUGUCAUGAAAAUCUAUAUAAGUUUGACCUAUUAAAGACAUUCGUUGAGAAGUAUCGUAAUGCAGCCAGCACAAGAUCAACAAUACAGCUUAAAGCAUGCUGAUGACAACAUAACAGAGACAAGAUCAGGGAAGAAGACUAUUGAAGUUUCGGAAUCUACUUUUUUGUCUCCAGAUUACGACGAGAAUUGCUCGACAAGAGGAUUGGCAGUUCUCGUACAGAAUUUUGAUCCAGAAUGCCCUCACAUAGAGAAGUUAAACAGUCAGUGUAACGAACUAAUGGAACUUCUUCAAAGUUAUGAAUAUGGUUUGGAAAUUUUCGGAAAUCGAAUUCAUGAAAAUUUGACAAAAGAUGAUUUAUACACCUUGUGUUCUAGCGUUGCUAAGGAUAUUGACAACAAUGAGAACAACUAUUAUUACUGUCUGUUGUUUGUUAUCCUUGGUCAUGGCUCAUCGGGAAUUAUUAGGUGCAAGACAGAUACAGGAAACACAGAUUAUGCUGAACUAUCAAAGAUAAUGGAGUUCUUUCAGCCUCAGAACUGUGCGGCAUUGGCAUUGAAACCAAAGGUCUUCAUAGUGCAGACAAUGGAACCCAAAGAUCCAAAUCAAGCAGAUGCUCUCGGGAUGCACGAUGACGUUAAAGAGAGAAAGCAGCAGAGAAUACCACGGGAAAGUGAUUUCCUUACUUAUACUUCUGACGAACCAUGUUAUUUAUCGGACAAUAAGUUCCUGAAUUCAAUAGUGAAAACAUUAGAUGACGAACAAAAAACUUGGUACCAAAAAAGCCGCUCUGUGAAUCCGAUACCAGUUACUGAAAUUCAGAGUCUUCUGAUCAAGAUCAAUAGAAAUCUUAAGGAGACAAAUUCAAAAGUGCCAUAUACAACAUCAUCAUUGACUAGGAAAAUGUAUCUACAAAAGAGAACGUUUCAGGUGUGACCAUGAAGGGACUGCUAUUCUGUCCAUUGUAUCGACUUUACGAUUCCUGAAUACACCUUUAGUGGAACAAGUUAAUUGCAAUGCUAUAUUCGAAUGAAAUUAAUUAUUUAUAUAUUUUUUUUAAAAACGA
Molecule: messenger RNA, 1210 nt
Organism: Mytilus californianus (California mussel)
Lineage: Eukaryota; Metazoa; Mollusca; Bivalvia; Mytilida; Mytilidae
Product: caspase-14-like
Exons: 6
Coding region: 205-1080 (291 amino acids)
Biological process (GO): proteolysis
Molecular function (GO): cysteine-type endopeptidase activity
Source: RefSeq, a predicted model, not a curated record